GCUCUGGGCUCUGCGCUCUGCGCUCCGCCGCCUCCAUGGAGCGCCGGCCGCGCCGCCUCUGAUGCCCGGCCCGGCGCGCACCAUGGGGCCGCUGUGGUUCUGCUGCCUGCCCCUCGCCCUCCUGCCCCUGCUCGCCGCCGUGGAAGAGACACUGAUGGACUCCACCACGGCGACAGCAGAGCUGGGCUGGACGGUGCAUCCUCCCUCAGGGUGGGAAGAGGUGAGUGGGUACGAUGAGAACAUGAACACCAUCCGCACCUACCAGGUGUGCAACGUCUUUGAGUCCAGCCAGAACAACUGGCUCCGCACCAAGUACAUCCGCAGGCGAGGAGCACACCGCAUCCACGUGGAGAUGAAAUUCUCUGUCCGGGACUGCAGCAGCAUCCCAAAUGUCCCAGGCUCCUGUAAGGAGACUUUUAACCUCUACUAUUUCGAGUCAGACUUGGACUCGGCCACCAAGACUUUUCCUAACUGGAUGGAGAAUCCUUGGAUGAAGGUGGACACGAUCGCUGCUGACGAGAGCUUCUCACAGGUGGACUUAGGUGGACGGGUGAUGAAGAUCAACACCGAGGUGCGCAGUUUUGGACCCGUCUCCAAGAACGGUUUCUACCUGGCCUUCCAGGACUAUGGGGGCUGCAUGUCCCUGAUUGCCGUCCGUGUCUUCUACCGCAAAUGUCCCCGUGUGAUCCAGAAUGGGGCCGUCUUCCAGGAAACCCUGUCGGGAGCAGAGAGCACCUCGCUGGUGGCAGCCAGGGGCACGUGCAUUGCCAAUGCAGAGGAGGUGGACGUGCCCAUCAAGCUGUACUGCAACGGUGACGGCGAGUGGCUGGUGCCCAUUGGCCGCUGCAUGUGCCGCGCCGGCUACGAGUCCGUGGAGAACGGGACCGUCUGCAGAGGCUGUCCCUCAGGAACAUUCAAGGCCAGCCAGGGGGAUGAAGGGUGCGUCCACUGCCCCAUCAACAGCCGGACAACCUCGGAAGGGGCCACAAACUGCGUGUGCCGGAAUGGAUAUUACCGGGCAGAUGCCGACCCCGUGGACAUGCCGUGCACCACCAUCCCGUCCGCCCCGCAGGCCGUGAUCUCCAGCGUGAACGAGACGUCGCUGAUGCUGGAGUGGAGCCCCCCGCGGGACUCGGGGGGCCGCGAGGACCUGGUGUACAACAUCAUCUGCAAGAGCUGCGGGGCCGGCCGCGGGGCCUGCACGCGCUGCGGGGACAACGUGCAGUUCGCCCCGCGCCAGCUGGGCCUCACCGAGCCCCGCAUCUACAUCAGCGACCUGCUGGCCCACACCCAGUACACCUUCGAGAUCCAGGCCGUCAACGGCGUCACCGACCAGAGCCCCUUCUCCCCGCAGUUCGCCUCUGUGAACAUCACCACCAACCAGGCCGCCCCUUCUGCCGUGUCCAUCAUGCACCAGGUGAGCCGCACCGUGGACAGCAUCACCCUGUCCUGGUCCCAGCCCGACCAGCCCAACGGAGUCAUCCUGGACUAUGAGCUGCAGUACUACGAGAAGGAUCUGAGUGAGUUGAACUCGACCACAGUGAAGAGCCCCACCAACACUGUGGCAGUGCAGAACCUCAAGGCUGGCACCAUCUACGUGUUCCAGGUGCGGGCGCGCACCGUGGCCGGCUACGGCCGCUACAGUGGGAAGAUGUAUUUCCAGACCAUGACUGAAGCCGAGUACCAGACCAGCGUGCAGGAGAAGCUGCCGCUCAUCAUCGGCUCCUCGGCGGCGGGGCUGGUGUUCCUCAUCGCCGUGGUGGUCAUCGGCAUCGUGUGCAGCAGAAGACGGGGCUUCGAGCGGGCUGACUCGGAGUACACGGACAAGCUGCAGCACUACACCAGUGGCCACAGUACGUACCGGGGGCCCCCCCCGGCCCUGGGGGGCCGCUCGCUGCUCGUGACUCCAGGGAUGAAGAUUUAUAUCGAUCCUUUCACCUACGAAGAUCCCAAUGAGGCUGUCAGGGAAUUUGCAAAAGAAAUCGAUAUCUCUUGUGUCAAAAUUGAGCAGGUGAUUGGGGCAGGGGAGUUUGGUGAGGUGUGCAGUGGGCAUCUCAAGCUUCCAGGCAAAAGGGAGAUCUUUGUGGCCAUCAAGACCCUCAAGUCUGGCUACACGGAGAAGCAGAGACGGGACUUCCUGAGUGAGGCCAGCAUCAUGGGGCAGUUCGACCACCCCAACGUCAUCCACCUGGAGGGGGUGGUCACCAAGAGCUCUCCAGUCAUGAUCAUCACUGAGUUCAUGGAGAAUGGCUCACUGGACUCCUUCCUGCGGCAAAACGACGGGCAGUUCACGGUGAUCCAGCUGGUGGGCAUGCUGCGGGGCAUCGCCGCGGGCAUGAAGUACCUGGCGGACAUGAACUACGUGCACCGGGACCUGGCUGCCCGCAACAUCCUGGUCAACAGCAACCUGGUGUGCAAGGUGUCUGACUUCGGCCUCUCCCGCUUCCUGGAGGACGACACCUCCGACCCCACCUACACCAGUGCUCUGGGUGGGAAGAUCCCGAUCCGAUGGACGGCACCUGAGGCCAUCCAGUACCGAAAGUUCACCUCAGCCAGUGACGUGUGGAGCUAUGGAAUUGUCAUGUGGGAGGUGAUGUCCUAUGGAGAGCGGCCCUACUGGGACAUGACCAACCAGGAUGUGAUAAAUGCCAUUGAGCAGGACUAUCGGCUGCCACCACCCAUGGACUGCCCAAAUGCCCUUCACCAGCUGAUGCUGGACUGCUGGCAGAAGGAUCGGAACCACAGGCCCAAAUUUGGGCAAAUUGUCAACACCUUGGAUAAAAUGAUCCGAAAUCCAAACAGCCUGAAAGCCAUGGCACCUCUCUCCUCUGGGAUGAACCUCCCCCUCCUUGACCGCACAAUCCCGGAUUACACCAGCUUCAACACUGUGGAUGAAUGGCUGGAUGCCAUCAAGAUGAGCCAGUACAAGGAGAGCUUUGCCAGUGCUGGUUUCACCACCUUUGAUGUAGUAUCUCAGAUGACUGUAGAGGACAUUCUGCGAGUCGGGGUCACUUUAGCAGGACACCAGAAGAAAAUUUUGAACAGUAUCCAGGUGAUGAGAGCACAGAUGAACCAAAUCCAGUCUGUGGAGGUUUGAUGGCUGCCUGUCCUCCCACUCCUCCUCCUCGAGGCCCUGCUCCCCUUUGCCCCUGUGUGUCCAAGCUCCAGUUCCUGAGUGUUCUGCAUGGACCUGAGACAGGCAGCUGCUCUGAGGAUCACGGCAGCAGGAGGGAAUACCCUGUCCUCAACAAUGAGAAGUUGCCAAGAGCUUCUAGAAUUUAAGCAAUGGAAAAAGGGAACAAAAAAAAAAAAAAAAAAAAGACAACUAUUUUGAAAAAAACAAACAAACUACAAAAUAUUUUUAAAUAAUAAUAAAGCAAUUGCAUUCUUGAAAAGGGCUCCAAGACCAAUGGGAGUCUCCAAAGGAAGAGAAAAGAGCAGCUUCAUGUUUCCUCUUGCACAAGGCUGCUGCAGCUGGACCCAGGCACCUCUGGAGCAGUGGGACUUCUCCAGGAAGAGGAAUGCAAGGAAAGGCCACGAGAAGCACAUCUCUUCCUCCCAUGGCUCUGGGAAUGCUGUGAGCCAGGCCCUUCCCCAGAGCCCCUGUGAGCAGAUCAGAGGGGGAGAGCUGAAGCUCUUUGGUGCUGUGAAACCAAGUGCAUCUCAGAAACUGAUGGACUCCUUCAAAAGCUGAAGACUUUUUUUUUUUAAAAAAACAAAACAAAACAAAACCACAACAAAUAAAGUAAGACUAGAGGAGGCUGUUUCCAACAAAUGAGAAGGAAUCUGUAACGCCUGGGGGGGUGGGGAUGGGGAAAACCAAUCCUUUUUACAUCUCUUAUUUUCUCUUGUCAUGGAACAGUUUUGUGAGUGACAGUUUCCUAAGGGUCCGUCCAUCCACCCUCCAAUGGCAUCGUGUCUCAUACAUAUCAUUGCUCAAGACUUUAGUGAUAUCCUUUCUAGAUGCCAAUGAUCUUUUCCCAGAAGACUUCCCAAGUACAGUAUGUAGUAGUUUUUGAUUACAAAUGCUGACGUGUACCUUUAUUUUUCGGUUGUCACUGUUGGGAGAUUUGUCCUUUUACAUUGUUUUGUUAACAUCAGUUUGUGAGUUUGGGGUUGGAAAUUUUCGGUUGGUUGGGGGUUUGGUUUUUUUUUAAUGAAAAAGAAAUGACAUCUCCAAGCAUCAUAUCAUCCAAGAACUUAAAUCCCUUCCCUGUGGAAGGAAAAAUUGCAGCUUAUUGACCAUAUGCCAGGAGAAAAAGGUUUUUUAUAUGCACA
Messenger RNA from Melospiza georgiana, 4278 nucleotides. RefSeq names its product EPH receptor B2 (gene EPHB2). The record is from RefSeq and is a predicted model, not a curated record. Gene Ontology annotation, molecular function: protein binding; ATP binding; transmembrane-ephrin receptor activity. Gene Ontology annotation, biological process: angiogenesis; cell surface receptor protein tyrosine kinase signaling pathway; axon guidance. Gene Ontology annotation, cellular component: plasma membrane; neuron projection. Lineage: Eukaryota; Metazoa; Chordata; Aves; Passeriformes; Passerellidae. The transcript is spliced from 16 exons. Bases 62 to 3097 code for a protein of 1011 amino acids.